AUGAGUGUGGUUGGGUUUGAUAUUGGCAAUGAAAACUGUGUUAUUGCUGUGGUGAAGCAACGGGGAGUUGAUGUGUUGUUGAAUGAUGAAUCAAAACGUGAAACCCCGGCUGUGGUAUGUUUUGGGGAGAAGCAGCGGUUCCUUGGGUCAGCAGGUGCUGCUUCUGCUGUGAUGAACCCAAAAUCGACUAUAUUUCAAGUGAAGAGACUGAUCGGCCAGAAAUUUAAGGAUCCUGAGGUUCGAAAUGAGCUGAAGAUGUUACCAUUUGAAACUUCUGAAGGGAAGGAUGGAGGCAUUUUGAUUCACUUGAAAUAUUUGGGUGAGACACAUACAUUUACCCCGGUUCAGAUAUUGGCAAUGCUGUUUUCACAUCUGACAGAUAUAGCAGAGAAAAAUUUGGAAAUUCAUGUCACUGAUUGUGUGAUCGGGGUACCGUCAUAUUUCAGGGACUUGCAGAGACGGGCAUAUUUGGAUGCUGCAACCAUUGCUGGGUUGAAGCCUCUGAGAUUGGUGCAUGACUGUGCUGCAACAGCACUUAGUUAUGGUAUAUACAAAACAGAUUUCUCUAAUGCAGGGCCAACAUAUGUUGCAUUUGUUGACAUUGGUCAUUGCGAUACUCAGGUGUCUAUUGUGUCGUUUGAGGCUGGGCAUAUGAGGAUACUGUCGCAUGCUAUUGAUAGCAGUUUGGGACGGAGGGACUUUGAUGAGGUUUUGUUUGGUUAUUUUGCGAAACAGUUCAAGGAGCUUUACAACAUAGAUGUGUAUUCUAAUGUGAGGGCAUCUGUUAGGUUAAGGUCAGCAUGUGAGAAGUUGAAGAAGGUUUUGCGUGCAAAUGCAGAGGCACCUUUAAAUAUUGAAUGCUUGAUGGAUGAGAAAGACGUUAGAGGUUUUAUUAAGAGAGAGGACUUUGAGAGGCUUGCAUCAGGAUGA
Dovyalis caffra is the source of this 930-nucleotide messenger RNA. The record is from the annotation of a GenBank genome assembly. Lineage: Eukaryota; Viridiplantae; Streptophyta; Magnoliopsida; Malpighiales; Salicaceae.